ACGAAAAAUUUCAAGCAAUACCUCAUCUGAUAGAAAAUUUCACAAACUACAAGAUAGGCUACCUUAGAAGUUUUAGAAUUCAUUUUUGGCUGCUGAGUAGGCCUGGUUUCUUUCUCCACUAAAGAAUCGAUCAGGCUUUAUGAGCGCAUGAAGUUUUUUCACAUCUUUUUUCAAGACUUGGAUUUUUUUCUUCUAGUCAAAGACAAUUUGAAGUGUUUUAGAUUUCAAAUUUUCAGAUGACGGCCGCAAUCGAUUAGCCUCUCGUUCGCAGUUAAAGUCUUUUGAAACUCGUUCAUCUAGUACUCCAAAUGUUCAUUGUUCUCGAGCAGCACAAAAGUUGGAUUCAUCUCUAACGAAAGCCAGAUCUCGAGAAGCAAAUCAUACAUCGACACAAUUAUUUGAAAUGAAUCAUCUGCAAGAAGAAUUUAAUAAUGCUCACGUCUGUUCAGAGGGACGCCUGGAGCUUAUUUGUGAUGUUAAACAAUCUUACGGUCUUACUACAUUAGGAUCAGAUGUUAAUUAUUCAUUAUUGAACAGUUCAUUAGCAAAAGAUUCAAAACGUCUUGCUAAGGCUGAGUCUGUAGUAGCAAAACGAGAGACAGUAAUUGAACGGAAAAAACAGGCUCGUUCAAAGUCACUGACAGCUGAACGUGAUAUUUCUGAAUAUGGAGCAGAAGCUCAUUAG
Didymodactylos carnosus is the source of this 685-nucleotide messenger RNA. NCBI's taxonomy places the organism in Eukaryota, Metazoa, Rotifera, Eurotatoria, Philodinida, Philodinidae. The record is from the annotation of a GenBank genome assembly.